Meleagris gallopavo (turkey) is the source of this 4203-nucleotide messenger RNA. NCBI's taxonomy places the organism in Eukaryota, Metazoa, Chordata, Aves, Galliformes, Phasianidae. The record is from RefSeq and is a predicted model, not a curated record.
CAGUUCCCUCCAGCUGCAGAGCGCUUCAGUUUCUGUCUUUUUUUAAACUAAAAUGGAGGCCGGUUUCUUGCCUUAAGGAAUACGCUGCCUUGCCCGGCGGAGCCUAGAUGUUGACAUGUAACAGAGCCGGCAGCAGGAUGGUGGUUGACGCAGCCAAUUCCAACGGGCCCUUCCAGCCCGUGGCCCUUUUGCACAUCAGAGAUGUUCCUCCUGCUGAUCAAGAAAAGCUUUUUAUCCAGAAGUUACGACAAUGUUGUGUACUUUUUGACUUUGUUUCUGAUCCACUAAGUGACCUAAAGUGGAAGGAAGUAAAACGAGCAGCUUUAAGUGAAAUGGUAGAAUAUAUCACACACAAUCGCAAUGUGAUUACAGAACCUAUUUACCCUGAAGUAGUACAUAUGUUUGCAGUUAAUAUGUUUCGAACAUUACCACCAUCUUCCAAUCCAACUGGAGCAGAGUUUGAUCCAGAGGAAGAUGAACCAACUUUAGAAGCUGCAUGGCCUCAUCUGCAGCUUGUUUAUGAAUUUUUCUUAAGGUUUUUAGAAUCUCCAGAUUUCCAACCUAAUAUAGCUAAGAAAUAUAUUGAUCAGAAGUUUGUAUUACAGCUUUUAGAGCUCUUUGACAGUGAAGAUCCCCGUGAAAGAGAUUUUCUUAAAACAACUCUUCACAGAAUAUAUGGGAAAUUCUUAGGCCUGAGAGCUUACAUCCGAAAACAAAUUAAUAAUAUAUUUUAUAGGUUUAUUUAUGAAACAGAACAUCACAAUGGCAUAGCAGAAUUACUGGAAAUACUGGGAAGCAUAAUUAAUGGAUUUGCCUUACCAUUAAAAGAAGAGCACAAAAUAUUCUUACUGAAGGUUUUGUUACCACUGCACAAAGUGAAAUCACUCAGUGUUUACCAUCCACAGCUGGCAUACUGUGUAGUUCAGUUUUUAGAGAAGGACAGCACGCUUACAGAACCAGUUGUAAUGGCAUUGCUGAAAUACUGGCCAAAGACUCACAGUCCAAAAGAAGUCAUGUUUUUAAAUGAACUAGAAGAAAUUUUAGAUGUUAUUGAACCAUCUGAAUUUGUAAAAGUUAUGGAGCCUCUUUUCAGACAGCUAGCCAAAUGUGUGUCCAGUCCACACUUUCAGGUUGCAGAGCGCGCAUUAUACUACUGGAAUAAUGAGUAUAUUAUGAGUUUAAUUAGUGAUAAUGCAGCAAAGAUUUUACCCAUCAUGUUUCCAUCCCUAUACCGGAAUUCAAAGACACAUUGGAACAAGACAAUACAUGGCUUGAUAUACAAUGCUCUGAAACUCUUCAUGGAGAUGAACCAAAAACUGUUCGAUGACUGCACACAGCAAUUUAAAGCAGAAAAACUGAAAGAGAAGCUAAAAUUGAAGGAACGGGAAGAAGCAUGGGUUAAAAUAGAAAAUCUAGCCAAAUCAAAUCCCCAGUACCCAACGUAUAGUGACACGAGCUUGCUGAACAGUCCAGUUGCAAUGGAAACAGAUGGGCCUUUAAUUGAAGAUUUGCAGAUGCUGAAAAAGACAGUGAAAGAAGAGGCUUGUCAGGCACAGAAAGAUCAGAAAAAAGAUCGUCCUCUCGUGCGACGCAAGUCAGAACUGCCUCAGGAUAUCUAUACCAUGAAAGCCUUGGAAUCACAUUGCAGAGCUGAUGAAUUAAUAUCACAUGAUGGGCAUUAAGCUAUUACAGUGAAAUACUAUUUUGGAGGAACAGUUUUUUUGUUUUUUUUCUGGACUCAGUUCUACAGUAGAACUUAAUUUUUUGUGCCAUACCUAUCGGUUACACACAAAGUCAAAGUUUUCUUCAACCCAGUUCUGUAGGCAAUAACUUAAGAGAUUAUGCAGCUCAAGAUUAGUAGUUCAAACAAUGGUAAACUACCCAGUUCCGUAUGCAAAAUAUUGGGUUGACAAUAAUCAAGUGGACACAAUUUCCUGGAGGUGUUAUCAUAGUACCAACUAGCUGAUAACAUGCAAUUUUUAUAAUCACAUUUGAGAAGAGCAUUCUAUAAACUAAUUCCAUCUAAAUAAAUGAAUGACCAAUAGUUGGUACUAACGAUAAAUGUGCGUUUUCAAAAGUAAAAUUAUAUCAAUUUGAGUAUUAAACCUUUUGUAGGAUUUCUCAACUUUAUAGUUGUUUCCACAUUGCUAUCUUGUAAUAUACCAGCAGUUUUGAAAGUACGUAAUUAUUCUUUCGUACUAUAAAACAUGGCUUACAAACUGGUACCUGUCAUGACAAUCCUUGAUCAUGAUUCCUUUCUAAGGGUUCUGUAAAUUCAUUUCUUCUUUACUUAGGAUAAAGAUAUAUAUAUAUAGAUAUAUAUAUAUUCCAUGUCCUAAUACUUUAUGUAUAUUUAAAGCCAUAUUUUCCAGUCUUCAGUAUAUUAUAUGGCACCAGUAUUCCAGAAAUGAACUGGUAAAAUAAUUUUUCCUAAAAAAAAAGGUGUUUACUAUGACUGGGAAUAGAUUGAAUAUAAAAUUUCAUUUUAACUUUUUUUUCCAAGUCAAUAAAAUACUCUUUCACUGUUUUCUCCCUUAUCUGAGCUUUUAAUACUCAGCAUUUUUCUUGGGCUCUAAGAGUUCAGUAUUCCAUGGCAGAUAUUUUGUGUCAUUUCAGCUGCAUCAGUUUUUAUCUGAAAGAUGAGCAUAGCCUUUCAGGAAACAAAACUUCAAAAGCUUAGGAUAAAAUAAAAGGAGAGAAAGAGCAGACAGUUGAAUUCCAUUCUGCUUCUUUUUUUGAGUCUAAGAGCUGGGGAGAUAGUGACCAUAACUUUAUUGUGAAAAUAUUUUUGUUGUUGUAAAGAGCACAUGUGCUGCAAAUACACCUCACAAGUGAACUGAAAACGCAUCUGAAUUGCUGAUGAUCUUCAAAUGCUGCUAUAUAUUCCACAAGAUUACUUGCAUGUAUUGAGCUUUUUGUUGUAGAUGGAAAAGCACGGGAGGAAAAUCUUUUUUAAAAUAUAGUUCUUUGUCUUCAAUAUUUGAUUUCUCUCAGGGUGGCCAGUAUUUUGACUUACUUAUCUUGCUUACAAGCUGUUUGAAAUGUGUUCUGCUAUUCUAAAUGGGUGACUAGUUUCCUUUGUCUCUGGCAGUAACAUGAUAUAACUUAAUGUAUAAUGUCUUGAUGCAUAAAGAGAUAAAAAUGUGGCUUCUUUAAAAAUAGUUUUGUUUUAUUUUUUAAGGAAGUAUAAUGUCUCCUGCAUCCAUAAAGAUAUUGCACAAAGCAGACAUUCGUAGUAACCUUGUGCAGAUGCUGUGCCUGCUGUUUGUUGGUUGCAUUUUUAACAUACAAUUUCCAAUAUUUGUUGUCUAUUGGAAGAAAAUUGUCAGCAGUAGAUAUUGGCUUACAAGAACUAAAUUUAAAGACCAACCCAACCUUUAAGUGGAAUGUCCACUGCGUCUGAAACAUUUCCUGUAAAACUUGAAAAAGAUUAUGCUUUACCAUAAGGAUAAACUCUUAUUAGAACAGUUUAAAGAUGCCUUCUCCUUUUGAGGGAAAAAGGGUGCUUUUUUAAUUGUGUAAAGCAGUGUCUAUGUAUUUUGAUAUACCAUUGUUUGAACUUCCAUCUUUAGCUGGUAGGUUAUCAGUUACCUUUGAUUUUGGGUGUUCAGUAUGUUUGUGCAAGAGGUUGCUGAAAGGAAUUAUGUUACCCGAGAAGGGGAAGGAAAAAAAAUGUAUAUCAGUGUUUGAUCGACUGUGUGAUGCUCAAUGUAGAAGAACAUUUUUCACUGUCUAGAUUUAAUUUCUGUUCUUUAUUGAAGAUAAACAUUCACCAAAAAGAAAUAGAAAUAUGCUAUUUCUGGAGACUUAAAUUUCAUAUAGAUUCAUAUUUUAAGUUUGGGGCCACUUGUCAUUUAAUUAGGCAAUAUUCCAAAAUCUGUCACCACUGUUUAGCACGUUUAUUAUCAAUAAUUAUAUAUUUAUAAUCCUUUACUAAACAAUUCUAAAAAAACAAAAACAAAAAAACCCCAACAACAACAGAAAGGAAGAAAAAUUAAAGUAGAAUUUUGGUGACUGUUGUUCUUCAUAAAGUUCUGUGUUUGACACCUUUCCCUGUUCUCCAAAAUUACACCUGUACAUCAGGAAUGUCAAAAGUAAUAUUACAAGUGUCUUUUUAGUGUGGCUUCAGUAUGGCUUCAUUUUAAUAUUGUACAUACAUUGUACCUUGUUUUAUGGUAAUAAGUAAUAAAAAUGUAGACUUCA